Messenger RNA from Suillus subalutaceus, 837 nucleotides. RefSeq lists its product as uncharacterized. The transcript has a single exon. NCBI's taxonomy places the organism in Eukaryota, Fungi, Basidiomycota, Agaricomycetes, Boletales, Suillaceae. The coding region runs from base 210 to 686 and encodes 158 amino acids. The record is from RefSeq and is a predicted model, not a curated record.
UAUUGUCUUUGGAAGCUUGGAGACAAGGCUCGUGAUUAAUUGACUAGCAGAGAAUGAUAUCAUGUUCCGCUGAGUUCGACGGUAUCUGACCAAGGCAGAAGUCAAGGAAUCUCAGUAGGCCUGCUAAAUAUACAACACUUGAUGUGUAUGAGAUACAACUGAAUCAGGUCGGAAAACAAUCGCGGCUCUGUGGUAGCUUACACUUCGCCAUGUACCAUCCGUUUACCCUGUUCCACUUUAUCCUCCUUGCCGGUCAUCUUCCCAGCAAUUAUCUUUGCCUCACCUCGGAGUUUAUCCAGAAAACUCACCCGACGUUCCUUAGAGCUGUCCUGCAGCGCUCGCUGGAGGUGCAGAUGCUGACGUCACGGGAGAGUCAGGCUGAGCUUUCGCCUGGCUCGUGCUCUCGCCAACGCGCGGCGGAUGCAAUUUCGCUGGGUGGUAAUCGGUAUCGGAACCUCCUGUGCGUGCUCCAGCUUUCUGGGUGUGUUUGGUAUCCUCAUCGUUACCCCUGUCAUCAGUUACCUUGCCUACAUCGCCCGUCAUAUUCUCAACGCUUUUAUUCUUUGUUGACUCUUCAUCCCCAGGCUGCUGUAGCACUUUGGCUCCCUGACUGUGUGCAGGAGCUUCCUUGUUAUCGCGAGCAUUAUCCUCGACGCCCGCUAAGUUGGAACGUAAUUAGCUUGUAGAACAAGCGUCAAACAACAUGUACAUACCCUCCUUUGCUGGAUCACCGGCGCCUACUGCACCUCCCGCCUCAGCAGUUUUGGCCGCCUUACUCUCCGUUAUCUUGCCUAGAGGCCGAUCACGUAUCUGAGCCGCUCCUAUGGCGGCUCCGCC